UAUAAAUCCAUGAGCUACUGUUUUCGCGCGUCCCUCCCGAAUAAUAGGGCAACCUUGUGCAAUGGCGAUCCGAUGGAGGCCCCCUGUCGCCGCGGCCAUCGCGGUGGCGCCCUCCGUGGUCGUGGAGAUCUUCUUUGAGUAGCGAUUCGCAGGUUAUCGUAGCAGUUGGUUGGUUGUUUCGUAGGUGUGAUGAGGACCAGACGGGUUGAUCUACUUUGGCAUAAGAUAUAUUUUAGAUUAAUUUGUGAAUCGGUGGGUCAAGUUGGGAUUGGAAGGAUUGGAAAAGGCAAAUGGAAUGGCAACAUUGAAGAUAAAGGCAUCAGAACUUUGGAAGAAUAUAUGUUCUGUUCCAUCUAGCAUGGUUACCAGAGUUCAGCAACAAGAAUAAGACAUUAGUUUUGCAAUUCUCAGAUGCAUGUGAACAAAAACUUGACUGCGUAGGGUGGCUGUGCGAAGCUGCUCAGCGGCAAAGUUGAUCAACAAAAAAUUGGCAGGGAGACUUCCUAGAGGUUUUACUGAACUAUCUUUUAAUGCCUUGUCAUUUCCAUUAUCUACAGCAUUCAUACUUCAUAUUUUGAUUCUUUAGAUCUAUCUCUAAUAUAUUCAUUGUUGAUGACCUAACUUAUUUAUUGGGAUAAAUUUGAUAAUUGCAAUAUCGUGUUCAGCAGAUAUAUGUGGUUAUAGUACCAAAAAGGAUCAUGCUAUCCUUGCACGUGAUAGGAACCAUUCAAUUAAGAAGGAAGUUCCAUGUGAGACUAAUAAUCUAACUCAUGUACAAUUCCAUCAUUCCCUCUGAUGCUACCUAUAGUUAUUCAUUGAUAACAAAGAGGUCAGGGAGUUUGUGCGUUGACUGGGAUAUUCUUCCUCCAAAAUAAAGUCAAGAAUCCUACUGCCAAGAGGGUAACUCUCACAAUGUGGAUCUUGCAGUACAAACAUGUUUUCUGUCUUACCUACUUAUUUUUAAAUUUUAUCAAUUUGAUAUAAUUAUUUCAUCUAUUCUCUCCUUUUACAAAGAUCUCACUGAGACUACAUGAGAUGUCAAGAAUUAGUCCAUUAGAAGGCCUCAAUUAUUUUUAUCCAAACCAAUACCACUCGAAAACAACUUAGGUUAUAGCCAUUUAACUGGCCUCUCCAACCAUAUGCCUUGCAUAAAAUUGCUUGUGAGGGCCCCUUUGCUGUCAACUUCAUCAUUUGGCUUUUUUGAUUAAUUUAGUCAAUUUCAGCAGAUAACGGUGUGAUAACUUACUCAAGUUUGCAGGGGUAGGAACCUUAAGUAGAUACUUAGUUGAAUGAUUUUGUGCAUAGUUAUCAGCAUGCACAUAUUUUUUCACAUUGAAGUCAUUGACAUAAUUGAUUGUCCUAAUUACAUCACCAAAAAGGUGCGAUUUUAAGAUUUUACAUACAUUGAUCUCUUUUAUUAGGCCAAGCUUCACUGUUAUGUUUACCUCUGUUGUGGAUUUGUGGGUCUAUUUGAUCUUGUUAUCCCUGUGGAUUUUCCUUGAUAACUUGGAGACCACACAUACAAAUGUUUGUCUGAGCGUGUGUUUAUACACAUGUAUUAGUUAAGUUGGGUGAUCUUAUCCUUGUAGGUUUGAAAUAUUGUUUUGCUCUGUAGCACUCAACCCUCGGCUUUGAGGUUUUCUAAAUGAAACAUGUACAUUUUGAACUUUAUUCACUAAGCUUAUCUUAUUUUUAACCGCUGUCCAAGGAUGACGACACAGAUUCAGGUGUAAGAUCCCAAAUGGUAGUUCUUUAUUCGUUGUUCCCUUUGACAUUUCACUCAUAUUGGGUUCUACAAUUCUUGUGCGACAAUAUGGAAACCAGGAAGAUGCAGAAUCUGACACUGGUGCAGAUUCUGAUGCUGAAACACACAGCGAAAAGGAAGGGAUUUGGGAGUAGACGACUAAAGGAAGACACCUGUUGAGCUUUAGGCAGCCAGAUGAGACCUGCCAUGACUUAAGUUUUUUUUUAAGGGACUUAAAAAGCUCAAGCACCAACAGCUGCGCCCAGCUGUCUCUACGUCCGAAAGAUCUGGGCUCUGGGCUGCACACCGCCAAACCAAAGAGACUCGACAGAUCCUAACUGCUAUCAUUAGUCGCUCACCUCUGCUGCACGAGCCACUCCGCCUCCCUCGGGCGGGCCCCGCUAGCACGUGCUGGGAAUAAAGCAAUUAUUAGUAUUAUUAUUUUUUAAUAUCGAAAAAAAUAAAGUUUAUAGGAUGGGAUGUGGGAAAUAAACAAUACAGUGGAGGUGGGAAGAGAGAAAGAAUGGUUGCCAUCGGAGCCAAACUGAACGACCGCUGAAGAUACCGAGGGUUAGACGAAGAAGGAAGAGAGAGGAGCGAGAGAGACGACUGACGUGCAAGGAAAGCGUGAGCGACAACGAGAGAAAGGCUGUCGAAGACGGAGCUUAUCUAGCUUCCGAAUCCGGAUUCUUAGGGUUUCGUUCUUCUCCGGCUGCCGAGUCGCGAAGGAGACAUCACAUGCUUAUGCUCAUCUUAUAUGUGAUUGGAUGUCUCAAGUAGCAGCAUGAUGCAAGGAGUGGAUUAUUCAGAUUUUUAGCUGCCAGUUUUAUCUUGUGAGCCAGAAUGACACUUGAAGAUUUUUUUACUCUUACUGAGAUGAGAGAUGGGCUUUCGAAUAUUGCUAGGGUUGAAGAGCUACUUUCCAUGAUUCAAAAGUUGAAUGACUGUGGUACAACUAACUUGGGUGAUCCGGUGACACAAUGGUGUACAGUUGCAAGUGUUUUAACAGUUACUGACCAUAAAGAAUGUCUUAAUCAGUUUCUCGAGUUAAAUGGACUUUCUUAUCUUAAUAAAUGGCUCCAAGAAGCACUAAACCUCAAUGCAGAUGUCAAUGUCAUCGAUGCUGAAGAAUUAAUUUGUUCAUUACUGACCUCAUUUGAGAGGCUUCCCAUAGACUAUAAAAGGAUAAUUGCCUCUGGAGUGGGAGUUACUAUUGAGCUUCUCCUUGAUCACAAAAGCAUUCCAAUUAAGGAGAAGGCCAGAAUUUUGUAUGAUAAAUGGAAUCAUGCAAGGAAUGAUGAUAUAAGUUGUCAUGACCAUGAUAAAUGUGGAACCAGUCAAAGUAAUCAACCCAGAUCUUCUGAGGAUGUGCACAAAAGUGAAAAUUGUUUGAACUUAGUAAAUCCAGUUGUUAAUAUUUCUCCAUGCUCUCUGGGAACUAGUGAAGGAAAUGAUCAAGCAGAAUCUCCAGGGGCUGAAUUGCAGGUUUCUAAUGCCACAAGAUCCUCAGACAGCUCCCCUGUUGAUUCUACAAACAAGGAGAUAAGUCCAACACCACAUCAAGUUUUUCCCAUGUUUUUUAAUGUCAUUAAUGCAAGUGCAGUUUUAGCAGUUGCCAAUUCAGCAGGGUCAUCACCUGUCUCGAACUGCCUGGAGAAUCUGUCUGUUAUGGGAGAAUCUUCUGGUUGUGUUGCAGUGGGAAAACCCUCCACUGAAACUUGUUCUCGACUUGGUCAGGAAGGAGAUGCAGCUGAUCAGCAUGACACGCCAAUGUCAAAAGAUGUCCCUGAUAUUGAGAAAGAGAUUGAUGCUGAUAUGAAAGAAGAUAAGCUGUGCAAAUCUAAUCAGGGAGAAACUUCCAGUAAUUCUUCAUCUUUUGCUUUUUCUGCUUCUAUGACACCAUUGGUGGCUGCUGCUGAACUUCCUAUCUCAUGCAAGUUGGAUUCUGACAAUGGCACCUCUUCUGCUGCAAAGGCAACGGAACGUCAGCCAAAGGCUGGGGAUUUUGACUACAGGAGGGAAAAGUGUCUCAUAACAGCCGAGUCCAAUUCAGCUGCAAUUUUCACCAGUGGUUUUCAAGAUUACUCUUGCACUGCUACCAUUCUUGACAACAUAGAUGAUGGUCAACUAUCCCUUCAAAGGGAGGAAGCCACUAGCAGUGCCAUUAAAGAUAUAGAUCGUGCCAUCAAUUUUAGGAACCGGAAAGGUCCUCUUUCGACAUCCACUGAUUUUUUUAAAGUUGUUGGGACAGAGGCUGGUGAAGACAUCAGUCGGAAGUCAGAAAUUGGACUUGGAUGUUUGGAUGAUGCAUUAGAGGUUGCAAGGCAAGUUGCUUUAGCAGUGGAACAAGAGGUGGUCGAUUAUAGAGAGCACUUUUGCAGCUCUCCUGAGGUUAAUUCUGGGGAAAUGACUGGUUUUCAUAGCCCUGGUUCUGAAGAAGAGCAGAUUGAAGCAGUGACUGAGGAAGUUGGUGGGGAUAGUUCAUCAACUGGAAAAGAUCAUUCUGGUACCUCAUCUCCUGACAAGGAGUCGGAGAUCACGCAGCACAUGAGUUCUGAUCCGGGGAACUCUUAUAAAGAUAAAGAAUCACCCAUUCCUGCUCAAGAAUCAGUUGAUAAGUCUCUUACGGAUGGAUGCACCUUUGACCUGAAUGCAGAUACAUGUGGUGAUGAACCUGAGAUGAAGCCUAUUAUGAAAAUAUCUGUUGCUGUGUCUUCUCCUAUAGCUGUUUUUGCUUCUUCGAAAGGAGCUCCCGGAUUGCCUGUUAUGCCUCUUCAUUUUGAAGGUGAAAUGGGAUGGAAGGGUUCCGCUGCUACCAGUGCUUUUCGACCAGCAUCUCCUCGAAGAACUCCAGAUGGUAAAAGGACUUCUUCUGGUGAAAAGCAGAAAUCAGAAUUCCUUGGAAUUGAUCUGAACGUGGCUGAAAGGGAGGAUGAUGUGGAUGAUGAAUUCACAUGUGUGAGAGAGUUACCUAUUUCCUCUAGUCUUCCAUCUCGAGAUUCAUGUGCGGAAGUCAGAUCAAGACCAGAGAAGCUAAAUUUGGAUCUAAAUUGCCUUGGGGAUGCGGAUACAUCUACAUGUCCAUUCUCCUCCCAGAAGCUGCACUUACUGAAUGGAGAGCACAGCUUAUCUUCUGCUUCUUCAUCAUCUUAUAGGCAUCUUUCCCUUGGAGACUUUGACCUGAAUGACAACCCAUCUUUCCCUGACAUUGGCAUUACUCACAACCUUGAUAAAGCAUCAUCUAUUAAAGCCUUGGAAUCUUAUGGAGGGCCAGCACCUUAUGAUCCUGUCAUUAAACUCAUGGGAUCGGUGAUUGCUGUUGAAAGAAAGCAUAAUCCCAAUCAAGCACAGCAGCACUCUUUUCUGCCAAACGGACUGAACAUCAGGCCUACUAUUGUUUCUCCACCACUGUUUGUGAACAUGCUGAACCCCAGUUGUGGCUAUGCUGGACUUGCCACUGGGCCUACCAUAUCCGCUCCUGCAGCAUAUUAUUCACCUGGGAGCAUUUCUUACAUGGUAGACUCUAGAGGGGCUGCAGCCAUACCACAUGUUACUGGUGCUGGAGGACUUGGGGUGCCAUCUGCCAGGCCACCCUUUGUUUUAGGUGCAACCAAUAUGCCCUCGGAUAUGGCUGGUUUUGGGAUGUCACCGCUUCAUGUCGACUUGAACAGUGGUGCACCAUCGACUGAGGGUGGCAGUUUUCAACAAUUCUUUCUGCAAGGCUACAGAAGUCGGAUGGAAGAUCAAACAAAGACUAGUGCACAGCCUUCUAGUUCAUCUGUUGGAUUGAAGCGGAAAGAGCCGGAUGCCGGGUGGGAGCCUUCUUUAUAUGGUUACAAGCAGAUGGCACCACGAUGAUAGGUGCUUCUGAAACCAGGUUAUUUAGAUAGUGUGCCUACCUUGUUGGCCGUGGAAGAUGGCCAGCCAGGCUUUGACCAUCCGGUGAUGAUAGGUGGAGAAACGAAUAAGGAUAUAGAAUAGUACUGAUGGAAAUUUGUUGCCCUGGUUUGAUUGUUAUCUAUUAGUUUGUUGCACCUGGUUGGAGUUCGGUGCAUGUAUAUCUCGCAGAUAUUCUAACAUAGUGGAUGAGUCGUAGGCUUUUUAUCUUUAAUUUACUCUGAUCGUGUUUUCUA
This is a messenger RNA of Musa acuminata AAA Group (dessert banana), 5877 nucleotides long. RefSeq lists its product as uncharacterized. The record is from RefSeq and is a predicted model, not a curated record. The transcript has 7 exons. Bases 2588 to 5602 code for a protein of 1004 amino acids. Lineage: Eukaryota; Viridiplantae; Streptophyta; Magnoliopsida; Zingiberales; Musaceae.